AUGUCUACUUCCACUAAAAAAGGUUCUGCACCAAAACUCCGAAACCUUUAUACGCAUCGUACCGCAACCUCAGAACGACCAUGUUUUGUCUGUAGUAAAUUCACAUCUGCAGUUCUUACCACUGGUGAUGGCCUAGAUUGGUUUUAUAUUUGUACCAGUCAUUUGAAUGACUCUAGUUUCGCUUCACCAGUGGUACCUGUUUCCGAACCUGUUAAAACAACUAUUAAACAUGAUGAUUCAACAAUAAUACCCAAAAAGGAGGGUGAAAAGGAAAUGAAAAAGAAAGAAGAAAAGGAUGAAAAUAAGGAUGAAAAUAAGGAUGAAUUAACAACAAAGGAGAAAAAAGAGAAGCAAGGUGACGAUAAGGAAAAGAAAGAUGAAUUAAAAAAGGAAAUCAAAUCUCCACUGAUUUCAAAUCAUGUUCCACCAUUACCCCCAGAACCAAAACAAUAUAUUUUGCAUCGAGAUAUUUUUUAUUUACGUGAAUCAUGCUUGAUAAAAAAGCGACAAGAAAAGGAAUCACAGAAUCUAUUAAAACAGCUUCCAAAUGUUCCAAAGACACCUUUAUAA
Diversispora eburnea is the source of this 570-nucleotide messenger RNA. Lineage: Eukaryota; Fungi; Glomeromycota; Glomeromycetes; Diversisporales; Diversisporaceae. The record is from the annotation of a GenBank genome assembly.